Molecule: messenger RNA, 528 nt
Organism: Arvicola amphibius (Eurasian water vole)
Lineage: Eukaryota; Metazoa; Chordata; Mammalia; Rodentia; Cricetidae
Gene: C9H6orf141
Product: chromosome 9 C6orf141 homolog
Exons: 1
Coding region: 1-528 (175 amino acids)
Source: RefSeq, a predicted model, not a curated record
AUGAAUGACCCGCUGGCCGGGAUCGAGCCCGGGAGAUCCCGGGGGCGGGCCGUGAGCUCUCUGCGCGGGGUCGGGGGUGGGCCGCCGGCUCCGGAUCCCGCGCUGUCGAAGACCGACGGGGACCUCUCAGCGGCAGGUGGGGACGUGAGAUCGCGGACGCGAGAGAAUUUGGAUUGCCAGCCCUGGGUCAGAGAGAAAGUGCUCUUUCUUCUGAACCCCGAGAGGUGGUUGGGAACACAAGCGGACCGUGUUUGCGCAGAGCUGGUGGAUAGCGAGGGCUUCCGUCCGAGGAUUGAAGACCACCGCAAUUCGGAACCGGAACCGAAGCUUUCCCGCAGACGCAUUGCCACAGUCCCCGGAGCCCAGCCUCGGAACCCAGCAGCCACCCCCAGGUCCGUGUUGGUGCGGGUCGUGGAUUACCAUGAGACGCAGGAGGUGCAGCGGACUGAGUGGACCAAGGGUCAGAUGACUACGAGGACCAAGGAGCGCUCUGUAACGGCCGUCACCUUUCGCACCCAGAGUGAUUGA